UAUGGAUUUCAUACCAGAUAGCCCGGUGAAUAAUUCGACUCCUGUUGAAAGUGAAAACAACGCAUACAUCAAACAAAAACGGGCUCUUCAAAGAAUCACAGAGGAACCAGUGGAACCAGUGCUAGAGGCUGCAACCACAAACCAGGUUUCCAUGCCGAAUAAGGACAUAACUCGAAUAUCACCAGACCGUGUCCCCCUAAACCCCCCAGAAGCUGACGCGCAACCAAUCCCUGAGGAACAGCCACAGUUCUCAGCACUUAUCUCGAGCGAGACUAAAAAGCAAACAAAAGAAGUAAACCCCAAAGCUCUUUUAGAACGUGAAAUUUCUGACAGCAAAAGAGAGGUUGCCGCGAGCCGUACUGUACAACCCAGCACAACAGGUGGCUUAUUGGGAAAAGUCCAAGCCAAUAACUAUGUGGAUGAUCAUCCGAAAUCACCGGUUGAAGAGGUCUAUGACCGGAUCAGGAUCAUGGAUGAAGAAGAGAUCACGAUAGAUACCAGACUUUCUAAGCGAAAGCACGCGUCCCUACCGUCUCCAUGCACUAGUUUUGACCAGCAAAUAAUCCACAUGGGUGAUAGGCAGAAGGGCCUGAGUAAGACGAAUGUAUACGUUGAUCAGUCACGGGACGGCCGCGUUCUAGCUAAGGAACACCAGCUUUAUCCGGAGCCCAAAAUCCAACAUCAACGUCAUGCAACACCUGUGGCAAUCAACACACGUUCGAUGGUUAGCGAGUCAGGGAGCCCUCUGAGCCCUUCGAAGCCGAAGGUUGUGGAUGUAGGAAUAUCCAAACGGAAUUCACUACAUGAACUUCAACAGCCGAUCAAUUACGAAGAACGACUCAAACUUACAGAAAGACCCCACAUCUCCGCUAACCAUGAUAUUUCUUGGCCUGUGUAUCCUUCACAGAUAACCUCAGAUUUCGAGCCUCGGCUCCUUAAAGCUGACGUUCCUCCGCCGGCUAGACGUGUGACUCCUCAGGCAUCCAAACUGACGAGACAGAAACCCCUAGAUCGAUUAGAGAAUUAUCGGCCCAUGCCCCAAGUAUUAAGUCCCAGCUCAAGUAUCCAACGUCCAGCAAAAUGUCCAGAGGAUACUGCUCUUCAAGCCCCGAGAUUGGAUCCGAGAUCCCUAGAUUUCGCUCGUAGAGUUGCGCAAGAACAGAAAGAGAGGGGCCCAAACCAAGUCGAUGAAUAUAGACCAGGAAAGGAAAAAUAUCAGGUCGUCAAAGAGCCGUCAUGGGUGCAAUCAAAAUCUGCAGUGAUGCCCUGGGAUGCCUCAAGGCCAUCGCUUUCCGAAGCUGAUAACUCGAGGGAAUUCCUCGAUAAACGAUCUCCAAGGAGACAUGAACGUAAGCCGGGUAACCAGGCACCGAAGCCCGAGUACGAGACAAAAUGGCAGGAGGCAGUAGAUGCGGCCUCUGGGGGUGUGGUAGAUACUCUUCAUUUUAUCUCCACGGUAAAAUUCCUCUUUCCCUCAAAACAGAGUUUUCAUAACGCCUACUAAUCAGAGAAUAGAGCCUUCUUGAACAUUUAAGAAGUCGGGAUGAAAGUAUCAUUGCAGUCGUUAAAGAGUAUAAACGUAACGGUGCGAAGAUAUCGGAGAGAUUAGCCAAACGUCAAUCAGGAGAAUGGCACCAAGCAUCAGUCACGGCUGAGCAGACGUGUUUGGAGCUUGCAACAAUAUACGGAGACUUGUCUCGAAAAACACAAAACUUUCGGACUAAGUGUUUGUCUAAUCGUCGGAACCAAGCGUAUGUGGAAUGGCAACAGCAAGCGGCACGAAUCAAGAGUGCCGUACGCGCUGCUAGAGAGGAGGCGAGUCUGGGUUGAAGAGGAACAAAUCUGAAAAAUAUGUGCUUCUACCAAUGCUCGAUCAGUCAUAUGUCGACACAAGGCUAAAUUUGCUGCCAUCAAACUACAUUAUAAUUUGCAAGAACAUGUGGGAAUCACCUUGGAAGUUUAAUUGAUG
This is a messenger RNA of Annulohypoxylon maeteangense, 1969 nucleotides long. RefSeq lists its product as uncharacterized. Lineage: Eukaryota; Fungi; Ascomycota; Sordariomycetes; Xylariales; Hypoxylaceae. The transcript has a single exon. The record is from RefSeq and is a predicted model, not a curated record. The annotation marks the transcript as partial.